ACAAUUGUAUUUGUGUUGUGCGUAUAUGUAUAUAAUAUUUGGAUUUUGUUUUGUAUAUAUAAUUUUUUCAAAAGGCGUCGUGUUCGCGUUUGAUUCUCCUCUGGCAUCGACGAAAGGGUGCUAGGGUUGCGCAGAAGGUAGAGUUCUCUGUUUCGUUGUUUGGAGCUGGAAAUUGAGCGGGAAAGUUGCUCCACGUGAAUUCGAAGGUCACGGAAAGGCUGCCUACCUGCCUCGUACUCUAGUUCAAAGAGCAUGAACUCUCCAACCGCCCAGUUCGUCUCCUCAAGAAGGAUGGGUUUAUAUGAACCAAUCCACCAGAUUAGCAUGUGGGCAGAUUUCAAAGUUAAUGGUUGUCCAAAUACAUCUCCAUCUAUGAUUGUGGAGAUGAACACAACACUAAACAACCAGUCAGAGGAUAGUUCACAAGGAACACUAGGACCUUCAAACAAGUUUGACCAAGAGGAAACCAAAUCUACUGAGAAGGUACUUAGGCGUCUUGCACAAAACCGUGAGGCUGCUCGCAAAAGCCGUUUGCGGAAAAAGGCUUAUGUUCAGCAGUUGGAAACAAGUCGUUUGAAAUUGAUUCAAUUGGAACAAGAGCUUGAAGAAGCCAGACAACAGGGUUUGUAUAUGGGUGGUGGACCAGAUACUAGUCAUCUAGGGUACUCUGGAACUAUAAACUCAGGUAUUGCCGCGUUUAAGAUGGCAUAUGAACGAUGGGUGGAAGUUCAAAAUAGACAAAUUUGUGAAUUGAGGACUGCUUUGAAUUCUCAAACAGUUGUUGAUAUGGAGCUUCGCAUCCUUGUUGAUGGUGGCAUGAACCACUAUUUUGAUCUCUUUCGCAUGAAAGCAACUGCUGCAAAGGCUGAUGUCUUCUAUCUUAUGUCCGGCAUGUGGAAGACGUCUGCUGAACAUUUUUUCUCGUGGAUUGGAGGAUUUCGCCCUUCAGAGAUUGUAAAGGUUCUUAUGCCACAGCUUGACCUGUUGACAGACCAACAACGUUUGAAUAUCUAUAACCUCAGACAAUCAUGUCAGCAAGCAGAAGAUGCUCUUACACAAGGAAUGGAUAAACUCCAGCAAACUGUGUCUGAGACUGUAGCAGCUGGUCAAUUGGGUGAAGGAAGUUACAUCCCACACGUGAAUAAUGCAAUGGAGAAGUUGAAAGCACUGGUGCUCUUUGUGAGUCAGGCAGAUCACCUUCGCCAGGAAACACUGCAACAAAUGUCUCGCAUCCUAACCACCCGCCAAGCAGCUCGGGGUCUACUUGCGUUGGGAGAGUACUGUCAGCGCCUUCGGGAUCUGAGUUCACUUUGGGACAGUCAUCAUCGUGACCCUGCCUAGUCAAUGCAAGAAGCAAGAAUCAACAAGCCACGAACAAAUUUUAGUGGGGGUAACUAUCAGAAGAAAUCAUUGUUCAGCAGCCAUAUAUGUACACCCCUUGUUAAUCUUCAGUUAUAUGUAUGGACAUAAUCUGAGUUGCUGACAUUUUUCGUGCAGCCUCCCACAAUUGAGAAUCUGUACAUAUGAAUCACUAUUUUAUCAGAGGAAGUUUGUGACUACUACAUUUUCAAUGCUUGUACAUUACCUACAUAAAACUCUAGAUGGGACUUAUCGUGUAAAUUGCCAGUUAUAAUUGAUUUAUUUGUAUUUUGAGUUUUUGUAAAAAUGUAUAUAGAUGAAACAGUAGAAAAGCGGCGCUCGCUUCGGAAAUAAAUGGAUGCUGAAGAACACAUGUACUGCAAUAGAAGAAAGAAUGGAUUUUUAUGAUGGAACAAGCAAUGUAAAUUAAUAAAAUUUCCACAUAAGCAUGUGGAAGACAUGUAUUGAUGCUUGAAA
Messenger RNA from Camellia sinensis, 1836 nucleotides. Its product is annotated as transcription factor TGA1. The record is from RefSeq and is a predicted model, not a curated record. NCBI's taxonomy places the organism in Eukaryota, Viridiplantae, Streptophyta, Magnoliopsida, Ericales, Theaceae. Gene Ontology annotation, molecular function: DNA-binding transcription factor activity; sequence-specific DNA binding. Gene Ontology annotation, biological process: regulation of DNA-templated transcription; DNA-templated transcription.